Amaranthus tricolor (Joseph's coat) is the source of this 1426-nucleotide messenger RNA. RefSeq lists its product as uncharacterized. NCBI's taxonomy places the organism in Eukaryota, Viridiplantae, Streptophyta, Magnoliopsida, Caryophyllales, Amaranthaceae. Gene Ontology annotation, cellular component: membrane. The record is from RefSeq and is a predicted model, not a curated record. Bases 434 to 1282 code for a protein of 282 amino acids. The transcript has 9 exons.
UGUGAGAAGUCCAAUUCCUAACACCCCAUCAGAGUGGGACUCCAAACCAAGAAAUCGCCGACUUACACCACCAUUUCAACCAUCGAACAUCAAUGGCGAUCAGCAAGAAAUCACCGAGUUCUAGAUACUGAUAACUCAAGUAACAACAUAAACAAAUUAAAAAAUUAUUUGUAAAGGGCAAUGAGUAAAACCCACGUCAAAUCCCAGAUCAAAUCUUCCAAUUUGCCCACAAAAUCAAUACCCAAUAUACUACAAAUUUAUAGUUUCUACUGUUGUUUCUGGGGAUUUUUGACGUAAUUUGAGAAUCCUGGCAAACGUAGGAGGCCUUAGUUUAAGGGCAAGAUCCUUAUUGAAGCCUGAUUUUGUACUAGACGCUGAGGAUCUUCAUCGUGGAAGCCGGCGAUGGUGCCUUCGUCGCUGGUUUUCCUCUUCCAUGGCUUUCUUCCUUCCUACUUCUCUUUCUUCUGCGUUCCGUCGCUUUGUGUUCGUCUGCAUUUUACUGGGUUUUGUCUUUCUUCUAUAUGUUCUUCCAAUUGAACAGUAUCUGAAAGAUUUCUUGCUAUGGGUCAAAGAGGAUCUUGGCCCUUGGGGUCCUGUGGUAUUGGCUAUUGCUUACAUCCCUCUCACGGUCCUUGCAGUUCCUGCAUCAGUACUUACGCUUGGAGGUGGUUAUCUCUUUGGGUUACCAUUAGGUUUUAUCGCUGAUUCAGUUGGAGCUACAAUUGGUGCUACAGCUGCUUUUCUUCUAGGCAGAACAAUCGGAAAAUCUUAUGUUAUGUCAAAGCUGAAGAACUAUCCCAAGUUUCAGGCAGUAGCCAUUGCUAUUCAGAAAUCUGGAUUUAAGAUAGUUUUGCUGCUUCGACUUGUUCCCCUCCUUCCAUUCAACCUGUUGAAUUACCUUCUGUCUGUAACUCCUGUUAACUUGGGGUCUUACAUCCUGGCUACUUGGUUGGGAAUGAUGCCAAUCACAUUCGCUUUUGUAUAUGUGGGAACAACAUUGAAAGACCUUUCUGAUGUUACACAUGGAUGGAAUGAAGUUUCGACCACUCGAUUGUUCUUUAUUGGAUUGGGUCUAAUUGUAUCCGUGAUUAUUAUAUUGUCUAUUACGAGAAUCGCUAAAGCUUCGCUAGACAAAGCAUUAGCUGAAAAUGCUGAUAGUAAGUGCUGUUUAACUUCCGAUGAUACAUCAAAGCUUCCCACUGUGAAGGAGUCGUCACCUUUAGAGCUUUGGCAGCCUCUUGUUAUCAAAAUCGAUCCUUCUGGAGAAGUGUUUGGGCAAUGAGUUAUUUGUAUAUUCAUUUGUUUCAAAUAGGAGAUAAAAAUACUAAAUUGUAGGGGAAAAAUACGGGGAGGGCAGAUUCAGCAAAUAUAGCACACUGUUUCUGCAUUUCGUAGCUGAUCUGCAACCAAUAUGUUAGGAUUAAGG